AUGCCAAAGCAUAAGCAGUCAGGGCAUGGUGCGCGACACAAGGCAUAUGCCUUGCCGUCCAGUCAGAUGAAGAAAGACCUUGGUGUGCCUAAGAUCAAGCCAUCGAAGCAGGUAGCGGGGAAUUCGACGGCUCGAAGCGCAGCACUCCCCUCGAUGGUUGACUUUUCCGAGCAUUACGAAGCUGGCCCAUCGCACCAUGCUUCCACAUCAUCUCGCGAUUCAUCCGCGAAAGCCUUCAUGAGAGAGCUGAGAAAAGUCAUCGAGAAGAGCGAUGUGAUCAUCCAAGUAUUAGACGCUCGUGACCCUGAAGGAACGAGAAGUCGAUGGGUAGAGGACGAAGUGAGAAAACAUGAAGGACAAGGAAAGAAGCUUCUCGGCGUCAUCAACAAGAUCGAUCUCGUUCCUCGAGCCAAUCUCGAAGCUUGGAUCAAGUACCUUCGACACUCAUUCCCCACAAUGCCAUUCAAGUCGUCUACUCAAUCUCAACGCCAUCAUCUAUCUCAAAACUCCGUUCCCGUUGCGUCCGCCUCAGAGUUACCGACGACCGCCUCCUCCCUCGGUGCUCCUGCUCUCCUCCAUCUGCUCAAGCAAUAUGCUCUCUCUACACCCCAUUCAGCCCUUACUGUAGGCGUCGUAGGAUACCCCAAUGUAGGAAAAUCAUCCUUGAUCAACUCUCUCAAGCGAAGUCGUGCAUGUGCCGUCGCUGCCAUGCCAGGAAAAACUAGAGUAGUUCAGGAAGUCGUCUUGGACAAAGGCGUCAAGAUCAUAGACUGCCCAGGUGUCGUCUUGGAAGAUGUAGGCAGAGAAGGAGUUGACGAAGAGAGCAAAUCAAGGAGAGCAGAAGUCAUGCUGAGAAACUGCAUCAAGCCGGAAUCAGUCGACGAUCCCAUUUCCCCUGUCGAGGUCAUUCUGGCAAAGACACAACCGGAGCAGAUCUGUAAACUGUACAACAUUCCACCUUAUGACGAUGUUCGAGACUUUUUGAUCAAAAUAGCACUGACAAGGGGUCGACUGGGCAAGGGUGGUAUACCAGACCUUGAAGGAUCCGCCGUUUCAGUUCUCCGAGAUUGGAACAGUGGCAAGAUAGCUUACUACACCAAACCUCCUGCGGUGCAUCCUUCCUCUGCACCACAACAACACGGCGACAUCGCCAUGGACGGAGACCAAGUUGGGGAUGCAAAGAUCCUCACAACGCUCAGUGAGGCUUUCACCCUCGAAGGGCUCCUGGACCAGGCAGGUGAUGAGGCGGCGUGGGAAGGACACGAGGAGCCCACGAUGGCGGUCGAGAGCGACACGCUUCCCACACCGAGUACCCAGCCUAUCCCAUACGUUCCGCCGAGGUUAGACUCAGACUCUGAAUCCGACGACGACGCCGACGUUGACGCCGACGUGUCCAUGUCGCCUGAUCUUGUCCAUCGACAAGGCGCUCCUAUCGCCUCAAAAAUGUUCACAGCGGAGGAGCUGGCCAUGCUUCCGCCCUCGAUUCUCGAUCGUCAAAAAUCCAAAUCUCAAGCUAAGAAAGCCAAAAAGCGACUGGCGGCUGCUGAAAGGACAGAGGGAGAGCUCAUGGUCGGGUUCAUGGAUAUGGGGAUCGAGCGACAAGCUAUCGAUGUGCCAUCACUGCCUUCAAAGAAGCAGAAAAUGCGAGCCAAAAAGGCCAAAGCGCAAGCUGAGAGACUGAGACAAUUGCCGAGUGAUCGAGAGGCCGACGAGGCGGCGAGGAAAGAGCAGGACUUUGCAAAAUUUCUGAGCACCGUAGGGGAUGUCGAUGUGGAUGAGGAAUUGUAG
Kockovaella imperatae is the source of this 1788-nucleotide messenger RNA. RefSeq names its product P-loop containing nucleoside triphosphate hydrolase protein. The coding region runs from base 1 to 1788 and encodes 595 amino acids. Gene Ontology annotation, cellular component: nucleolus. The record is from RefSeq and is a predicted model, not a curated record. The transcript is spliced from 9 exons. NCBI's taxonomy places the organism in Eukaryota, Fungi, Basidiomycota, Tremellomycetes, Tremellales, Cuniculitremaceae. Gene Ontology annotation, molecular function: GTP binding.